ACCGUGUCUUCUCCUUAUUUGUAGAUUUCUCCUAUAAAGAGUUUUGAUAGAUUAUUAUUUUUUCGCUUUCUGUGUGCCCCUCGCGGCUCUCCGGAAGAAAAUACCAGGUGCUCUAAUGGCUACAGAACAAUCUUUUCAGUCCUUCUCCUCUUGUUUUUCUAUGUCCCUCACACUUCACACUCUCUUUCAAUAGCUUCACUCAAAAUAACGUCACCCAUUUAAUGGAAUCCUUUCAGAUUAGUAUUUCAGCUAUUCUUUCUUGGAUUCCUUUACCUUUUCUAUCUGAUUCUUGAGUGUCUUUUUGAGCUAAAAUUGAUUAAACAACAAGAAGAAUUUUCUGAGUACUAAUUUCCCCUGUUUUGAGUUAUGGAGGAGAGGCAUGUUCUGUUUCAGAAGUACGAGAUGGGGAGGUUGUUAGGGAAGGGGACUUUUGCUAAGGUCUACUACGGCAAAAACAUUACGACUGGAGAAAGCGUAGCAAUUAAAGUGAUAAGCAAAGAUCAAGUGAAAAAAGAAGGAAUGAUGGAGCAGAUCAAGCGAGAAAUUUCUGUUAUGCGAUUAGUUCGUCACCCCAAUAUUGUUGAGCUCAAAGAAGUAUUAGCAACAAAAACGAAGAUUUUCUUCGUUAUGGAGCACGUUCGCGGCGGCGAGCUUUUCGCUAAAGUUGCUAAAGGGAAACUCAAAGAAGAAAUUGCUCGUAAGUACUUUCAACAGCUAAUUAGCGCAAUCGAUUUCUGCCAUAGCAGAGGCGUUUCGCAUAGAGAUUUGAAACCGGAGAAUCUUUUAUUAGACGAAAAUGAAAAUCUCAAAAUCUCUGAUUUUGGCCUAUCAGCUUUGCCGGAACAAUUACGCAACGACGGGCUCCUCCACACACAGUGUGGAACUCCGGCUUAUGUGGCCCCGGAAGUUCUGAGAAAGAAAGGAUACGACGGAUCUAAAGCCGAUAUUUGGUCUUGUGGGGUAAUUCUUUAUGUUCUUCUUGCUGGAUUUUUGCCAUUUCAGGAUGAAAAUAUUAUGAAAAUGUAUAGGAAAGUUUUCAAAGCAGAAUUUGAAUGUCCGCCAUGGUUUUCCACAGAAGCUAAGCGAUUGAUUUCUAAACUUUUAGUUGCUGACCCAGAAAAAAGAAUUACAAUACCAGCGAUAAUGCGAGUUCCUUGGUUUCAAAAAGGAUUUUCACCAAUAGCUUUUUCUGUUCCAGAAUUAAAUCUAGAGAAAACAGAGGAAGAACAAGAAGAUUUAUCUGCAGUAGUUAUGACUAAAGUUUCUUCCCCAAAAUUCUUUAAUGCUUUUGAGUUCAUUUCUUCAAUGUCCUCUGGGUUUGAUUUGUCGAGUUUGUUCGAAAACAAGAGAAAGACAGGGUCUAUGUUCACUUCAAAGUUCUCAGCGACUGCAAUUAUGAACAGACUUGAAGGCCUUGCAAAAGGGUUGAACUUUAAUAUAGCUAAAGUUAAAGACUUUAAAAUGAGAUUGCAAGGCCCGUCAGAGGGAAGGAAAGGAAAGCUUUCAGUCACCGCUGAGGUUUUCGAGGUAGCUCCGGAGGUAGCCGUCGUUGAAUUCUCUAAAUCGGCCGGCGAUACUUUGGAAUAUGCUAAGUUUUGCGAGGAAGAUAUUAGGCCUGCAUUGAAAGACAUUGUGUGGACAUGGCAAGGCGACACCUUCUGUAACGGUAACGGUGGUGGUGAAGAUUGUGAAAACAAAACGUCAUUAUAGAAAAGCUAAUUGGUCCUACUCCCGAUUAAAAUAGGGUUUGAUUUUUCUUUGGUUUUCAUCUUUCCGGCUGUGACGAUCGGUUUUGGAUUUGUAAUAUGUAAAUACUAUAAUGUGAUCAAUAGCAAGUUAAUGCAUGUAUUUGAAUACGGAAAAUACACCCAAAGUUAAGUAAUACCAAGUCUUUUUAGUUAAUUUGACCAUGACUAGGUUUAGAGAUUGUUUUUGCCAUCGAGAUACCAUAUACCAUGUAAUUGCUAAUCAGUGUAGUAUGAUCCUAGUGUUUGAUUGCAA
This is a messenger RNA of Jatropha curcas, 2001 nucleotides long. RefSeq names its product CBL-interacting serine/threonine-protein kinase 25. Gene Ontology annotation, biological process: protein phosphorylation; signal transduction. The record is from RefSeq and is a predicted model, not a curated record. Gene Ontology annotation, molecular function: protein serine/threonine kinase activity; ATP binding. Lineage: Eukaryota; Viridiplantae; Streptophyta; Magnoliopsida; Malpighiales; Euphorbiaceae.